AUGGAUGCGUACCUAAGCAUUUUGCUGGACCACCCGCCAUCGAUCCGGUACUUUGAGCUCAGCAUACCGCUACCGAAGCUGACCGGGCUGUGGGAUGCGACGUCGGAUGAGGAGAGGAUCCGGCUGCAAUGGAGCACGCCGGCCGGCCGUGAACGAGCUCUCUUCUGCAACAUCAUCCGCGACGCGCUCGAGGAGGACGGGCAGCACAGGCGACGGCGCUGCUUCCCGCUGACGAAGCUGGACUACCACCUCGGCCUGUGCGCGCUGCAGGGGGGCGUGUGGGAGGCGGCAGGCGAGGCCCACAGCUUUGCCACGGACGAGCUUUCGGUGAAGCCGGGACCAGGCAACGCCAUCAUCGUGUGGGCCAGCCACAUUGACUACUGGAAGCGCACGAUGGAGACGAGCUGCCGGCUCAGCCAGCAGUACCUGUCGUCGCCGCUGUUGGCUGCGGCGGGCAGCAGCCCUGAGGCAGAAACGGACGACCAGACGGACGACGAAGCCGAGGCCGCCUGCAGCGACGACCGUUUCUCGCCAUACACACUCUUGCUCUGGCACAUGGCCGCGCUCAAGAUGCACGCGCCCAUCCCGAUCCUACAGGCGUCAGCCAGCCUGCAGCGACUCUCGCCGGCGCCCGUCAGUCUGCGGAAUUACGAUCUGGGGGCCCGGAUCCGCGCGUGGAUGAAGACGCCGUGUGCGCGCAAGUCUUGCUGGUACUCUGCACAGAUCUCGCGCGUGGUCAACCGCGAGGCAGCAGCAGCGGCAGCGGCCACGGCAGACACAGCCACGGUGACGCCGGCACAGGCGCUGCGAGCCCGGGCCCGACAGUUGCUGCUCAGCCCGCUGGCCAACCACAGCAUGUUCCUGGCCGCGAUCGUGGCAUCGUCAUACGCCUUUUACGCGACGUCCUGCAGCGUGUGCGGCAUGCUGGAACUGCAUCCGGAGAUGACGGCAACGGCAGCGGCAGCAGCAGCGGCAGCAGCAGCCACUCCGGUAGUAGAUCUCUACAUGGCCGACGAGGACGAUGCCGGACUGCAGGCCUGGUUCCAAGCCGAGACCGGCCAUUCGGUGUGGGGACCCGAGCAGAUACCGAUGUGCCGCUGCAGCUUUGAUGGCCUGACGGCAUGGUUGCGCGAGGCGCUUGCGGGUGACCGGACGCUGGAGCUGGCCUUUGUGGCCUAUACCGAAAAGCUACGGUCUGGAUGA
Molecule: messenger RNA, 1203 nt
Organism: Grosmannia clavigera kw1407
Lineage: Eukaryota; Fungi; Ascomycota; Sordariomycetes; Ophiostomatales; Ophiostomataceae
Exons: 1
Coding region: 1-1203 (400 amino acids)
Source: RefSeq, a predicted model, not a curated record